AUGAGUACUGUUGGACAAAAGAAUGCCAAAGGAGACCCUGAGGGUGGAAUUUGCCCUGAAGAUUCGGUCAGCCAGUGUGGGAGCACUACAUCUUCAGUGCGACUGCGGACUAUGGCACGUAGAGCUGCUUUAGCUGUUGAGGCUGAAGCACUGAAACAGAAGAUGGCGCUGGAAAAGGAGGAGUUAGCUUUGAAACAGCGUAAAGCUCAGCUAGAUAUGGAUACCAGGAUGAAAAUAUCUGAAGCUGAGACACAAGUCUAUUUGAAUGAAGCGGAUAGGCUAUUGUCGGAUGAAGCUAGUGCUCCUCAGAAACAUCCAGUUGAAGUGAAUGAAACGUUGGCUUAUCCGCUGGACUCUGGAACGCCAACGCCAACCCAGGUUGAACAGAGUACGAAGCCAACGGAGGCUUUGUUGCUGCAGAUUUUGCAGGAGGGACAGAAACAACAGAGGCAAUUAUUGGAGUCUCUUAAUGUGCCUCAAACACAAAUGAUGACGUAUGAUGGCAACCCUCUUAAGUUUUGGGAGUUUUGGAUUGCGUUUGAGAACUCAAUAGACUUUACAAGUAUUCCGGACAGUGCCAAACUGACCCGCCUUGUAUACUACUGCGAAGGAGAUGCCCGCAAAAUCUUGCAGCCUUGUAGUAUUAUGCCAUCUAGCGAAGGGUAUAUGAGGGCGAAGGCCAUGCUACAAGAGAGGUUUGGUACACCCUUCAUGAUAGCUGAUGCAUGGAUCAGGAAAGUGACCGGAGGGCGGAAGAUCACCGGACGGGACAAGAGGGCCCUAAGAGAAUUCGCAGAUGAACUGCAAGUUUGCUCACUGACUUUAGAUGCCAUGGGUUACAUUGGCGAUUUGUCACCACAGUUAGUCCUUGUCCAGAUAGUUGAACGACUACCACUAUACUUAUGCGGGAGAUGGCUGAGUGUGGUACAAAGAAUCAGGCGAGAGGAUAGACUUCCUAACAUAUUUGACCUGGUGAAUUUUGUCCAAGGUGCAGCCGACGAGGAGAAUGAUCCGGUCUAUGGAAGGCUUCUUACCAAGGAUCAGGGCGGUAGAGGCAUCUCCCAGAACAAGAAGUCGACAGGACUGAAGAAGGGUGCUUUCUCCACGACAGCCACAGGCAAUGAUGUGACACCACAGCUGUGUGUGAUAUGCAAGGAAUCGCACAGUCUGUUUGGCUGUGACAAGUUCAAACGAAUGCAGCUAGAUGACCGGCUGAAACUGGUGAAGGAAAACAGGCUUUGUUUUAACUGUUUGGAGAAGGGACACAUGUCAAGAUACUGUAAACUAAAGAGAGUAUGUUCAGUUUACGGAUGCAACAGGAAACAUACUAAGUUUCUCCACCAGCAGAAACCAGAACAACCUCAGCAAGCACAAGAGGAAGCUGUUAGUCCUUCACCUGAGAAGAUUGAGAGUCAUGUCACAGGGGCCGGGAACAUGAAGGUGCUAUUGCCAAUCGUUCCUGUCUGGGUUUAUGCGGCAGGCAGUAAUAUUGGUGUAGAGACUCUAGCACUGUUGGAUUCAGGCUCGACAAGUACCUUCUGUACCAAAAAGUUGGCAGCAAGAGUGAAAGCAAGUGGAUUGUCCAGUAUAGUGUCUGUCUCAACUCUGGAAAGAGCCAAGAGCGAACUUCAGACCAGUGUUGUAAGCCUGAAAGUUGCAGCAAAGUCAUCAUCCAGGAUGGUGAAUCUCUCUAAAGUCUAUACCAAGACAGACAUUAACAUUAAUUCAGAUCACCUGCUAAUGAAGGAGGAUGUUGACAAACUCCAACAUCUCACAGAUGUCGACUUUCCAUCGACUACCAAACUGCAGGUGGAUCUCCUGAUUGGGCAAGAUUAUCCAGAGCUUAUUUGUCCUCUCGAGAUACGACGUGGCGAACCAAGAGACCCUUAUGCAGUAAGGACAGUGCUGGGGUGGACCCUGAAUGGGCCGGUUCAGAGUGAUGGUAGGAAGAUGGCUGUAACAUCACACUAUAUCUCAGAAUAUCCCUUGAAGACCAGUGUAAGCUGUUUUGGUCUCUAG
Messenger RNA from Strongylocentrotus purpuratus (purple sea urchin), 2019 nucleotides. RefSeq lists its product as uncharacterized. Bases 1 to 2019 code for a protein of 672 amino acids. NCBI's taxonomy places the organism in Eukaryota, Metazoa, Echinodermata, Echinoidea, Camarodonta, Strongylocentrotidae. The transcript has a single exon. The record is from RefSeq and is a predicted model, not a curated record. Gene Ontology annotation, molecular function: zinc ion binding; nucleic acid binding.